AGUCAGACUAUCAUUUUUUAAAAUAUACAGAAAUAAAUUAUAGAUUCUAUAUCUGAAUUUAUAAACAGUAAAUAACAUAUAUAAAAUAGUGUAAAACUAAAAAUUUGUAGUUUGCAAUAAUUUACACUUCUUUUUUAUAGUGCCAUAUAAUUAAGAAUACAAAACCUAUGAUUGAUUGUUUUAUUAAGAUGUUAAUUCAAAAUAAUAAUUUAAGGAGUAUUAAAAAAGUAGCUGUGGUGUUUCUUUUAUUACAAGUGAACCGUAGUAAUACACUUGACACUGGAUAUAAGGAUAAUCAAGUAAAGUCAAUAAAAAAUGUUCAGCUUUUAAAAUGUUCAUAUUUAUAUCAUGCUUCAAAUUACAUGAAAAUAGCUAGAUUAGGAAUAUAUCAUCCGGAUUUAGAAUUAAAAGAUGUAUUUCACUCAAACUCGAGAUAUCUUGGAGUUUUGAAAAAAAUGAUGAGUACAUUAUAUGGAUUCAAAGGUGUUGAAAUAGGUUCUUUGUGGUUAUUAAACAUUUAUUUAGGUAUGGUUUGCUGUCAUGUUCAUAAAUUAUUACAAUCAAAUUCAAUGAGAUGCUCAGUUGAAUAUCUUAAAGAUACUCAUGAUUAUGUUAUAGAUGAAUUAAAAUCUGAAGCAUCAGCUAUGAAAUGCAAUGAAGAAAAAAAUCAAUUUUAUGUACACGAAAAUGAAUUAAAACAAUUAGAAAAUCAACCAUUAAAAGAUAUAAUUAAUUGCAUGAAAAAAGAAAUCAGAAUCAUGAACAAAUUUAUUUUUAAAAAUAUUGAUUUAUCUAUAACAGACUACGAAAAGUUUACUGUAAAUAAUAUUCUAAUUCAUAAUAUCGGAGAUAACGCUUUUAAAACAAAUAUCCUAAUGACCUCGUUCAAUGUACAAGUUAAUUGGGAUGUAACUAAUGACAGUUUUAUACAGAAAUUGCAGGAAAAAUACGAAAAUGCACAUAAUAUCGAUUGGAAGAAUAACCAAUUGAGAAAUAUUAAAAUUUACUACGAUUCAGUUUUUAGCUUUUUUAAAGUCAUAAUGUUAAGGUUAACAUGGAAACAUUUCUUAUACGUAAAAAAACAAGAAAAUGAAUCUACAAAGAAAGAUUUAAUUGAUUGUUGGUUAGUAAUAAUUAGUGACUUUGUGACAUUCUUUGAUUUAAAAGACCAUGAUUAUGUUAAUAAGGGUGCAAUGCGUUAGAAGAAAUGGAAUUAAACGGCAAAGAAAUUCCUUCUAAAAAAGUAGAAAAAUAUAGACCAGUUCACAACGAAACAGAGCUAGAAACUGUUAAGUUUUAUAGUUUGGAUAUUACUAGAUUAUUUAUUCGUACUGUAAAAAAGUUAUUUUCAUAUUCAGAUUUUAAUGUUGUUAAGUCAUUUAUCGAUUUUGCGGAAAAUAAUCAAUUGUUUUUACAAAUUGAAAAUAUAGUAGAAUAUUUAUUUUCUUAAUGAGAUAUUUAUUAAUUUAAUUGUCAUUGAAUUUAUAACAAAAUUUAUUUAUCUAGCGUUGUAUCAAAUAUCCUGCUAAUUGUGAAUAAAUAUUUUUAUUUUACAGACUUAUUUAAA
This is a messenger RNA of Daktulosphaira vitifoliae (grape phylloxera), 1567 nucleotides long. RefSeq lists its product as uncharacterized. The transcript has 2 exons. The record is from RefSeq and is a predicted model, not a curated record. The coding region runs from base 168 to 1202 and encodes 344 amino acids. Lineage: Eukaryota; Metazoa; Arthropoda; Insecta; Hemiptera; Phylloxeridae.